Molecule: messenger RNA, 1392 nt
Organism: Brassicogethes aeneus
Lineage: Eukaryota; Metazoa; Arthropoda; Insecta; Coleoptera; Nitidulidae
Source: the annotation of a GenBank genome assembly
AUGAUACAGUUGUUCUUAAACAUAGCUCAACUUCUAGGUUACGCCAAUGAUGGGCAUUUAUGGUUUGGAGAGGUACGUUUAAUAAAAAAAAUUAAAGAUGGUCUAUUAGUGGAAGCUAAAAAUGAAAAGCAAGCUAAACGAUUACAAGGUUUGGUGCGUUUUGGUGAAGUUGAUGUGGUGGUCAAAACCCAUCAAACAUUAAACUACAGUAAAGGUGUCAUUUACUGUAGUGAUCUACUAAAUUGCAGUGUGGAAGAACUAAAGGGGCAUCUGAUCGUUGAGGGAGUAACAGAUGUCAAACGAAUCCAAACAAAAAAAGAUGGCAAACUUAUAGAUACUCCAACCCACAUUUUAACAUUUAACUCACCUGUCCUUCCAAAGAAAAUAAAUGCUGCUUUCCAUAGAUUAGAGGUAAGACAAUAUAUCCCUAACCCGUUAAGAUGUUUUAAAUGUCAAAAGUUUGGCCACAUUACCGAUAAAUGUGAGUCCAAAGUACAAAUUUGUAUUUGUGGACAACCUUCCCAUGAGGGAACACCCUGCACCCUUCCAAUCAAGUGCGUGAACUGCAGCGGAGACCAUCCGGCGAGGUCCAGGUCUUGUAAGGUUUAUCAGGAAGAAGCUGCAAUACAAAAAAUUAAAACUUUAGAUAAAGUAACUUAUUUUGAGGCUAAACGUCGAUACAAUAUGUCUAAAAAUAUAAACCUACCUAAAAACUUCUCGGAUGUUGUCAAAACCACUGCAUCAGCCGCCAGUAACCUCAAAAUAGAGGACAUUAUAAAGGCCUUAAUCCCUGAAAUAACAAAGGUUGUUACUUCUAUUAUUUCAGGCGGGGCCGGCAUUUCCGGACCGCAAUCACAAACAUUUGCCCUACCGUCCAAAAAAACUAUAUCUCGACAUGGUGUGCAGUAUGAUUCACAAUCCAACACUGAUUCGGUUGCCGAAAAACGCAAAGCGUCCGAGACAGGGUCAGACACUGAAUCAUCCAUUUUAAAUUCUGAUGCCGAUGCGAAAUUUCUGGGCCGCAGCUCGAGCAAUCUGUUUGAGGGAAUUUCUGGUGAUUAUCAAGUAAUAAGUAAAGCGGUUUUGGAAACAGUGGCGUCCUUAGUCAGAGACACUUUGUACCUAUGUCGAAGGCUUAGUGCGUCACACACGCGAACUCAGAAUCCCACCUUUGAUGUGGGGAACAGUAGAAACGGCAGGAUGAAAAACGGACAGCUGCGGUCAGACAACAAACGGAAUUACCUGCGUCUAAACGUAGUCGAAUUGAUGAAGGGACAAGAAAUUAAUUCAACAAUUAGCAAACAAAAACGAAGACUGCACAUCUCGCCGUCGUUCGUUCUGGCAGUUAUUGCCUUUAAUUUGCAACUAACGCCUUACGAGCAGGUUAGGUGA